GUCAUUGACAAAAUCACAUCUCUGCAGGGGAUUUAAGCCAAGUUUAACUCCAACUUGACUGCUUCUGGUUAUGAGAAUCUGCUCUACGAGGCUGAAACGGCAGGGGGUAAGAUGUUCGUGGAGUCGGUGGUCCGAUGGGGGGCGUGGAGCGUCCUGCUCCAGUUUGGACUGGGUGUCUCUGCAGGAGGCUGUCCUCCACGGUGUGUGUGCCGAUCUGAGGCCAAAGAAGUGAUCUGCUCUGGCAAACACUUGAACUCGGUGCCAGAGGGCUUUUCCAGUGAUGCCAAGCGGUUGGAUUUAUCCUACAAUAAGAUUAAGACUGUGGGACGGCGCCAGUUCUCUGGCCUGUCGCAACUUCAAGAGUUGGACCUCAGCGACAACGCCAUCUCUAUGAUUGAGGUGGAGGCUUUCCAGGGCCUACAAAGUCUCAGGACGCUUCGGAUUAAGAAUAAUCGUCUCAAGAUCAUCCCGGUAGGGGUGUUUACCGGCCUGUCCAGUCUGCGCUUUCUGGAUCUGAGCCAGAACGAGAUCUUGGUUUUCCUGGACUACACCUUUAAAGAAAUGGUGAGCCUACAAACUCUAGAAGCUGGAGAGAAUGAUCUGGUCUUCAUCUCCCAGAGGGCUUUUUUCGGUCUGCAGAAUCUCCAGGAGCUGAAUUUAGACCGCAGCAACCUGACCUCCAUUCCCACCGAGGCAUUGUCUCAGCUGCAGAGCCUCUCACGCCUGCGUAUGCUCCGCCUCACCAUUUCCGCUUUGCCCAACAACGCUUUCCGACGGCUCCACCGCCUGCGCAGCCUCGUCAUUGCAAACUGGCCGGCGCUGGACACCAUUGCCGGCAACAGCCUGAUCGGUCUGAAUUUGACCUCGCUUGUGAUCAGCAGCUGCAACCUCAGCGUGGUUCCUUACUCAGCACUCCGUCACCUGGUGUAUCUGCGCUUCCUGGACCUGUCCUACAACCCCAUCACUGUUAUCCAAGGCAACCUGCUCGGGGACCUCCUGAGACUGCAGGAGCUCCACCUGGCAGGUGGGUCCCUGCUCCGAAUAGAACCGGGAGCCUUUCGGGGACUGGCCUACUUUCGAAUGCUCAACGUGACCUCUAAUCAGCUCACGACCUUAGAGGAGAGCGCCUUUCACUCUGUGGGAAACCUUCAGGUGUUGCGUUUGGACGGGAAUCCCCUCGCGUGCGACUGCCGGCUUCUCUGGGUGGUCCGCCGCAGACUGCGCUUGAACUUCGAUGGACGACAGCCGACGUGCUCCUCUCCGGACACCGUGAGGCAGCGGGAAUUCAGAGACUUCUCUGAGAAGGAGCUCCCGAGGCUGUUCACCUGCCGCCCAGCUCGCAUCAUGGACCGCCGGCCGCAGGAGGCCAGAGUGGAGGAGGGCACUACCGUCAUCUUUUCCUGCAAGGCGGAUGGGGAUCCAGUACCAUCCAUCACCUGGAUAUCGUCCCAUAAGAACGUGGUUUCCUCUACUGGCAGAAUCAGAGUUUUACAGAACGGCACUCUCGAAGUGCGUUUUGCCCAAGUUCAGGACAGCGGCGCGUACCAGUGCAUGGCGGGAAACGCGGCGGGCAACGACAGCCUGACUGUUGGCCUGUAUGUGAAGGGGCUCCCACGUAACCGAACCGUCCCCCUCUUCACGGAAGAAGGCUGGGUAGAGCCUUCGAACACCCAGUCCGCCAACUCCUCAGCUCAGAUGGCCAAACCGUACCCGUUCGAUGCAAAGACCCUCAUCAUCGCCACGACCAUGGGCUUCCUGUCGUUCCUCAGCUCGGUGGCCAUCUGCUUUGUCUUCAUGUUUUUCUGGAGCCAGAGCAAAGGUCAGAUCAAGCACACCGCAACUAUUGACUUUGUUCCAAGGUCUUCCAUGGGCGGAGGGGGAGGGGACGGAGGUGACGGCGGCAGAUUUACCAUGAAGCUCAUUUAAAGCUUGUGAAAAGGUGAAAGCGGCCGGUUGU
This is a messenger RNA of Salarias fasciatus (jewelled blenny), 1957 nucleotides long. It is a transcript of the gene lingo4b, whose product is annotated as leucine rich repeat and Ig domain containing 4b. Gene Ontology annotation, molecular function: protein binding. Lineage: Eukaryota; Metazoa; Chordata; Actinopteri; Blenniiformes; Blenniidae. The record is from RefSeq and is a predicted model, not a curated record. The transcript is spliced from 2 exons. Bases 112 to 1926 code for a protein of 604 amino acids.